Molecule: messenger RNA, 1869 nt
Organism: Closterium sp. Naga37s-1
Lineage: Eukaryota; Viridiplantae; Streptophyta; Zygnematophyceae; Desmidiales; Closteriaceae
Source: the annotation of a GenBank genome assembly
AUGGAUUUUGCUUCGUUGGUGAAGAACAGCGACUGGCUUCAGAACCCCGAGUCUGCUGGUCGCCUUGCGGUCUCUGCUGCUAAGGUUGCAGCAGCAGCGGCGGCAGCAGCGGCGGGAUCCGUGAAGUCACAAGUGGUUAUGACCUUUGAGACGUCGCAAAAGGCUGCGGAAUCUAUGAAGGCACAAGUGGUUACGGGAGUCACGGCUACAGCCACAGCCGCUGUUGUUGCUGCCAACAGGAAUGUUGUCGCAGUAAACGCGGCAAGAAACGUAGCGGUGAAUGCAGCGAGAACGGUGGCAGGAACGGUGGCAGGAACGGUGGCAGACACUGUAGCAGAUACGUUAGCAGGAACUGUAGCUGGAACUGUUGCAGGAGAUGUAGCAGUGAAUGUAGCGCGAUCUGUGGCACGUACUUUCUCUCCCCAGUCCUCUCUCCUCAGCCAGCGCAACGGUCCUGCUGUGUUGACUCUCAAGCCAAAUCUUCCUCCUCUAUCCCCUCCUGUCACCAACCCAUCGCGACCUCCUCCCCUCAAUCCCUCGUCUCAAUCCCCUCGCCCCACUCCCUCGUCUCAAUCCCCUGGUCCCACUUCCUCAUCUCGACCCCCUCCUAUCACUACCGCGUCUCGAUCCCCGCCUCUCACUCCCUCGUCUAAAUCUCCCCGUCACACUUCUGCGUCUCGCACCCCUCCUCUUAGUCCCUCAUCUCGACCCCCUCCUCUCGCUCCCCCAUCUCAAUCCCCUCGUCUCGCCUCAUCUCGUCCCCCUCCUCUCAGUACCUCCUCUCGAUCCCCUCCUCUCACUCCCUCAUCUCGCACCCCUCCUCUCAGUCCCUCAUCUCGACCCCCACCUCUUGCUCCCUCGCCGCGAUCCCCUCGUCCCACUCCCCCAUCUCGAUCCCCUCCUCUCAAUCCCUCGUCCCAAUCCCCUCGUCUCGCCUCAUCUCGUCCCCCUCCUCUCACUACCUCGUCUCGCUCCCCUCCUCUCACACCCUCCUCUCGAUCCCCCCCUCUCACUCCCUCAUCCCUGUCCCCUCCUCUCACUCCCUCUCACUCCUCCACCACCUCCCUAUCCCCCUCUGCUCGCCCCUCCAUCCUGAAAGCACCUGCUACCUCCACGGCUUCUUCUCCCAGAUUUGGCAAGCGGGUUUCCUGGAACCUUCACCCAGAUAGCCCAUUCCCCCCUGCCAGUGCAACAUCUGGGGGGGCUAGAUCACCAAGGGGAGGGGGCCCUAAAUCAGCAGAAGAAGGGGGGUACCGGGCCAUUGCACGAAGGGCAUCGUGGCAUGGAGACACCUCUGAUGACAUGCUUGCUGAUAACAUCCUUGCAGCUGACAUCCGACCUGCUGCUGACAUCCGUCCUGCUGCUGACAUCCGACCUGCUGCUGACAUCCGUCCUGCUGCUGACAUCCGUCCUGCUGCUGACAUCCGUCCUGCUGCUGACAUCCGUCCUGCUGCUGACAUCCGUCCUGCUGCUGACAUCCGUUCUGCUGCUGACAUCCGUUCCGCUGCUGACAUCCGUUCUGCUGCUGACAUCCGUUCUGCUGCUGACAUCCGUUCUGCUGUUGACAUCCGUGCUGCUGCGCCUGCAGCUCGAACCACUGCAGUGAAGCCUCAAUCCUCCAGGCCUUCCGUGAAUCGUCCUUCUUCGAAGGUUCUUGUAAAGAGUGUGAGCUCUGACCAGAUCCGCAGCCGUUUUGCAGCAGCUGGAUAUGCGAGCGAGUCGGAAGUUUCCCGGCGUGGAGAAGCUUCGGCAAGAAGAGGAGAAAGAAAGGCACGUGCUGCAUUUGUGGUGGUGCCUAGGCGCAGCGUGCACACGCGGAACUUAAGCGACGACACAGGGUUUGGAUCCCCUAUUCUCUCUCCAAAAUAG